Messenger RNA from Aspergillus versicolor CBS 583.65, 798 nucleotides. RefSeq lists its product as uncharacterized. The record is from RefSeq and is a predicted model, not a curated record. Bases 1 to 798 code for a protein of 265 amino acids. The transcript is spliced from 2 exons. Lineage: Eukaryota; Fungi; Ascomycota; Eurotiomycetes; Eurotiales; Aspergillaceae.
AUGGCUAUGAUGCUCAAAGACUGGCCCUGGCCCCCAGGGCCGGCUAAGGCUGUGACUUGGGCAAUGACUUCUGACGAGCGCCUGUGCUUUUCGUACUUCCAUGGCCACACUAUCCCGACCCUCUUGCAAUCCUUCGACUCGACUCUAUGGCAGAAGCUUGUCCCCCAGCUGACGCAGCACGAACCCCCCGUCUACCAUGCGAUGGUGGCCCUUAGCGCAAUCCACCGCAGCUCCGAAGACAAUGGAAUGCAACUGGCAACUCCUGCGAGUUUCAAGGCGCAGGAUGCGUGGCACCGAUUUGCCCAGGAUCAGCUCGGACGAUCGAUUACGCUUCUCAACCAGCGUUGUGCGUCCCAGGACCCCUGUCUUCGUGAUGUGAUUCUUGUUUGCUGCCUGCUCUUUGUCCUGGCAGAUUUGCUCCGCGGUCGAUAUGAAGAUGCUUUCAGCCAUCUCCGUAGUGGCCUGUGUAUUCUAAAGGAGCUACAGGUUGCAAAUCAGGGAUUGGUUGAGCAAUGCAUUGUCUCGGCGUUUGCCCAUUUAGACAUACUCUCUUCGCACUACGACCGCGCCUUUCCCAUUUUCUCGUCCGACAGCCAACCAGGGCCUACUCAAAGUAUAUCUCAUGGCAUUCCAGGCUCUGGACUUUAUUUUCGGUCCUUGCCAGAGGUGCGCAUUGCAUUCGACAGCCUUCUGCGAAGCGUAUAUCGGCUCGGCUCACGGUGCUUGGGCAUGUCAGAUGUGGAGGUCGCACUCGAUUACGAGACACUCCAAGGGCAACAACUCGCAGUCUGGUCCUAA